AUGUUCUCCGAGGACUCCGCCGCAGAGGGUUCUAUCCUCAUCAAGUCCAUCAUCAUGUACAGCUCAAGUCCGCUCGCCUUCCACAUCAUCUGCGACCACGAUGCACGACAGUACCUUGAGCGACGCCUCCGUCUCCUCACCCACCCGCAGCAUGACAUCAGCGUGCAAUUCUAUCGGAUACCUCACGAAAGCAUGGUCGCGCGUAUCCAACGCGAAGGUGCUCUCCAUACCGACCACUCCGCCGGCGUCCCGGGCCUGAUGAAGCUCUUCAUCCACGAAAUACUCCCGCCCUCCGUCGAGCGCGCCAUCUUCGUCGACACCGACGCGUUCUUCAUCGCCGACCCCACCCAGCUCUGGGACCGCUUCGACGCGUUCAAGCCCGGCGCCGCGGUCUCCAUGCCCUACCACCCGGACCAGUACGCCCCGGAGUGGCACCACGCGAACAGGAUCUGCAGCUGCGUCAUGCUCCUCGACCUGAAGCGCCUCCGCGAGCUGCGCCUCAUGGACUCCGCGUUCUACCGCGAGCAGUCGCUGGGCGGCGCACCGAUCCCCAACGGCCCACCCGCGCUCGCGCCGCCCGCGUUCGAGGCGAUGUACGGCCCCCCGGUGCCGGACGGGGACUCGGACGCGGGGCGGAGGAAGUACGACGGCGUCAAGCUCGGCGACCAGGGCUACUGGUGGGCGAUCGUGAGCCACCGGCAGGACGUGUUCGAGCCGCUCAGCUUCGACUGGGAGGUGUCCAGCUGCCUGAUGGACAUGUACAGCACUGGGCUCGGCACGGACGACGCGGAGGAGGAGGCGGAGGUCCGCCACCAGGUGCACGUGGACGAUACACUCGAGCGGGGGCGCGCGAUCCUCCCGAAGAUGCUGCAUUUCAAUUGUCUCCAUGGUGCACGUUACUACGAGUGGUCGAAGUGGACGGACCCCAGCGACGGGCUGGCGCAGCGCUGGGGUCCUGCUGUUCAAUACCAUGCCGGCUUCAAGUGGCUCUGGCUUAACAACCCGUCGUCGAACGCGUCUCUUGCGAUCCACACGGUGGACGACGUCAAGUUCGCUGACGAGCUUCUCGCUCAGACUGCUAGCCAUGCCUGA
Molecule: messenger RNA, 1092 nt
Organism: Dichomitus squalens LYAD-421 SS1
Lineage: Eukaryota; Fungi; Basidiomycota; Agaricomycetes; Polyporales; Polyporaceae
Exons: 4
Coding region: 1-1092 (363 amino acids)
Biological process (GO): protein O-linked glycosylation via mannose
Molecular function (GO): glucuronosyltransferase activity; xylosyltransferase activity
Source: RefSeq, a predicted model, not a curated record